Messenger RNA from Scutellospora calospora, 192 nucleotides. Lineage: Eukaryota; Fungi; Glomeromycota; Glomeromycetes; Diversisporales; Gigasporaceae. The record is from the annotation of a GenBank genome assembly.
GACCUUGAUACUGAAAUUAAUGAGAGAAAAGAAAGUGAAAGUCUUGAAUUAAUAAACAAACCUACAAGUCAACUAAAAAAUAGUGAUAAUUCAGACUUAUCGGAAAAAGAAUUAACUACCCAAGUACUAAUAGAGAAAGAUACAGAAAAAAUAUCAGCAUCUAAAGAAAAAGCAGAAUCUUUUAAUAUACCA